CCACUUUCCCGUUUCGUUCGUUCACUUCACUGUGAGACGAGUCGACGACUUCACCCAAAAGGCCAAGACGCUGUCCCAAUCGGCCAAUCGAACAACCCCAUCGACGAAAUCGGAGUGCCUGGAGUGCCCACUGCUGCUGGUCGACUUAUUCCGGUCUUAAUCGACUGACGUCAUCUUCAACGUCCAAUGAAGAACGAGCGCAACGAGCCAGCGACUUCGUCUCUCCAGCCUCCACAAUUCGAACACGAUUACACGAAUAGAAAGGAAAUUACUUAUACAACCAAAAAUGGAACCAAGAGGAUGCAUACUCACCAUAAGUCAUGCAAAAUACGAAAUCGGCAAAAGAAAAUUGAUGAUUUUCAGAGAGCAGACUUCUUCCGUCAACAAUUGAAGCUAUCAUAUGCACUCAAAAUUGGCUAUGGGCGGGUAAACAAGGUUGUGUUAUUGAUAGCGGUGAUUUACAUUCCGAUGAAGACGACUAGGGAAUUGAGGAGGAUAUUCAAAUGUCAAUGAAUGAAGAGUUGAAGGCAAUUAAUGGAUAUUAAAGAUGUAGUGAAUUCGUCAUAUAUUUUUUGACAUGUUAGUAUUUUAUAUUUGUAAUGUUGGAUUUGUCGUAUUUUACAUUUAUAAUGUUGGAUUUGUCUUUGUAAGAUUGUUGGAAUUGUCGUUUUUUAAUGUUGG
Molecule: messenger RNA, 681 nt
Organism: Lactuca virosa
Lineage: Eukaryota; Viridiplantae; Streptophyta; Magnoliopsida; Asterales; Asteraceae
Source: the annotation of a GenBank genome assembly